GAUAAGUGUCAGGCAGAUGUGGCACUCAGGAUAUUCUCAUGGUCAUUCGAACUCACACGCGCUCAGCCUGGGCCAGCCUCGGCUAACAGUCGUGUGGUAACCACGCUCUAGUACAGUGUGUGGGGCUUCGUUCCACUUACAGGGAUUAAGAAGUAAUAGAACUAGAGUUGCAAGAGCAUAGAACUAAACCCAUUGAAGAUGCAGGCACUAAGAGCUGUCAAAACUGUCCUGGCAAAAAGACCUGUCGUAAGCAAUGUAAUAACUUAUGGAACUCUGUAUACAGGGGCUGAAUUCUUUCAGCAGACGUUUAACAAUAGGAUUAUGAUUCCAGCAGGCUCUCCUCCUGUUCCCUACGACACGGCAACUCUAGCUCGUUACGGAUUCAUGGGAACCUGUGUCUUUCCUCAUGUUCUCUACCAUGCGUACAAGUUUUUGGAUUCCAAGUUUGUUGGUAAAAGUUUAGCAGUGGUAUUACCAAAGUUAGCAGUAGAUGCUCUCGUAGUUACACCAAUCAAUCUUACCCUCUUCUAUGUUGGCAUGAGUGCCAUGGAAGGAAAGGAAGAUCUCCUGGAUGAAUGGAAGAAAAAAAUUCUACCUACUUUCCUGACUGCAAGUGUAUUCUGGGUUCCUGCUUCUCUCGUCAACUUCAGGUUCCUCCCACCACAAGCUCGAGUUAUAUUUGUUGGUUCUUGUCAAAUAAUUUGGGUCUCAAUCUUGUGCUGGUUCAAACGUCAAGAAUACUAGUCAGAAUAUUCUGUCUAAGGAAUUAACUAAAAAAUUACACUAGUGGAUAUUUUAGUAUAUUUACAGGUCGGUGAAUGGCUAAUUUAGGUGCUUUCCCUUAUUAAUAAUACUUUUUAGUAAGAUUCAACAGGUAAUACUUAACAGGGGAUGUAAUCAUCCAAUCAUAAUAAAAGUUAUCUUCAGGGACAUCCCAGUAUUAAUGGCAUAAAUAUAGUCAUGUAUAUUGCACAAUUUUAUCAUAAUAUAACUCUGGAUGAAUAAAUCUUGUCUAGUAUCUAGACAUGAUAUAUGAGCAGCAUGCACUAAUGUAAGCGCGUCCUUGCCUAACUACUGAAAAUUUUACCCUUUGUUGUGUGGGUGCAUAUGGGUGUAUGUAUAUUACAUUAUGUUUACAUAAAUAAACAUCUACAGACCUUGUCAUAUACAAAUUCACUGUAACAUAAAAAAAAGGUUUCACAACCUAUUUUAUGUAUGAUUAGACUUUGUAUGUGUAUGUGAAGACACCAAUACACACAUUUAUAAGGAAAUAUAGAGAUAUAUUUCUGUUUUUCACAUGAUGGAUUUUGUAUAAUGUUUAGCAGUAUGUGAAUAUUAUUGACCCAUGACAAUUUUGUGUGUGUGUGUGUGUGUGUGUGUGUGUGUGUGUGUGUGUGUGUGUGUGUGUGUGUGUGUGUGUGUGUGUGUGUGUGUGUGUGUGUGUGUGUGUGUGUCUGUGUGUGUGUGUGUCUGUCUGUCUGUGUGUGUGUCUGUCUGUGUCUUUGUGUCUUUUUCUUUCCAUUCUUAAUACAAAUUUUAUCAUCUAUUGAAACAUUUUGAUUUGCACUAUGAAAGCAAUUUUCUGAUAUUUGUAAAUGAAUUGCCAAUAGUUUUGAUAGGCUAUUUCCUAAGGUUUGACACAGGGUAACAUUUUGUGAAUUUUCUUUAGAGAAUAGUAGUUAAAAUUGUUAUAUAUGAAUACUGGAGGGGUAAUGCCUUUUUCAAUAAUUUAAUGGUCUUGGAGCUAAAUUAAAUAUGACUUUAACACAUUCCAGUGUAUAUCUUCCAAGUUAUAAUGGAGAUAGCUGAAAAUACAAGACAUUCCAAAACAAUAUCUUUGUCAAUGUUUUCAGAAUUUUGGUUGUAAAAAAGAAACUUAUGUUUAUUAUUUGAGUAAUACAUAAAAUUUAGUUAGAUUGUAUUUUUAUAUUAGGUAAUAUCAUAAUUGAUGAUGCCUCUAUGUAUAAUUACUGGUUUGGCUCUGUCUACAUAUUCAUACUUUUAAAGUUCAGAAAUGAGUGUUAAGUGAAUAAAAUGUUUAGAAAAGUAGCUAUGUGGAUUAUACUUGCGAAUAAAAUCUUUGCUUACUCCUUUGAUGUUUAUUAUAAUUUCACCGACUCAGUGAAGUUAUUCUGCAGCCCUGAUGUAUGCAAAGAAUCAUACAGUCCUAAAGACUUUGAUUUAUUCUGUAUACAAUGUAACUCAUACCUUCCAAUUAUAAGUAAUUUUCCUUUAUAUAUAUUCCAUAAUAUUUUGAGAUGUACAGUCCCAUUUUUUAGUUCCACUCUCCAACAUUGUCUCCCAAUAAAACAUUUGAUACUAA
This is a messenger RNA of Penaeus indicus, 2323 nucleotides long. RefSeq names its product mpv17-like protein. Gene Ontology annotation, biological process: cellular response to reactive oxygen species. The transcript is spliced from 6 exons. The record is from RefSeq and is a predicted model, not a curated record. Gene Ontology annotation, cellular component: membrane; mitochondrion; cytoplasm. Bases 199 to 744 code for a protein of 181 amino acids. NCBI's taxonomy places the organism in Eukaryota, Metazoa, Arthropoda, Malacostraca, Decapoda, Penaeidae.